CGUCUCUGUCUCACACAGACAGUGUAUUCAAUGCGUUUGUGUUGUCUUCCCACUUUUCACCAGCUAAGGCUCUGCUUCUUCCUCUUCCUCUUCUCUCCAAAACAAGACAAAAUUCUCAAAGAAUAACUUUUUUCAUUCACGAGAGUGGAAGAUUAGAGUUUUCCAAAUCCGAGUAAAAGACACAAAAUCUCCGGCUUAGAUUCUCAAGUUAGGUCCCUUUCCCAAAAGUUUCUAUCUUCUCUUCGUCUAACAAAGAGAUAGCUCCAAAUCCUGAACAAAACAGAGUACUCUCUGCUCUAUAAACUUCAUUACCUUUAUUACUCUGCUCUUUAAAACAGAGUACUCUGCUUUAUAGAGAUAAAUGAGCUAAAGAUCAGUAAUUUCUAUACAGAGAGACAAGACCAAUUCAAGAAUGGUUUCCUUAAGUGCCACGUUACUUAUCCUUCUCUCAAUCUUUUUUUCAACUCCGUCCAAUGUUCGAGGCAAUGCAGAGCUAAAAGCUUUAAUGGAGCUCAAAUCAUCGCUUGACCCUGAAAACAAGCUUCUCCGAUCAUGGACGUUUAACGGAGAUCCAUGCGACGGAUCUUUCGAAGGAAUUGCCUGUAACCAGCAUCUAAAAGUUGCAAACAUAUCGUUACAAGGGAAACGUUUAGCCGGAAAACUGUCUCCGGCGGUUGCAGAGCUCAAAUGUUUGUCAGGUCUUUACUUACAUUAUAAUAGUCUCUCUGGAGAGAUACCUCAAGAGAUCACAAAUCUUACUGAAUUAUCAGAUCUUUAUCUCAAUGUUAAUAACUUCUCCGGCGAGAUUCCGGCAGAUAUCGGCUCCAUGGAUGGCUUGCAAGUUAUGGAUCUUUGUUGCAACAGUUUAACAGGGAAGAUACCAAAGAACAUUGGUACUUUGAAGAAACUAAAUGUGUUGUCUCUGCAACACAACCAACUAACCGGAGAGGUUCCUUGGAGUUUAGGAAACUUAAGUAUGUUAAGCAGAAUUGAUUUGAGCUUCAACAAUCUGUUAGGUUUAAUCCCAAAAACCCUAGCCAACAUUCCUCAGUUGGAAACUCUUGACUUGCGCAACAAUACUCUCUCUGGCUUUGUACCUUCUGGUCUCAAGAAGUUGAAUGGGAGCUUCCAGUUUGAGAACAAUACCGGGUUAUGUGGUAUGGAUUUUCCUUCUUUGAGAGCUUGUUCUGCUUUCGAUAAUGCGAACAUCGAACAAUUCAAGCAGCCUCCUGGUGAAAUAGACACUGAUAAAUCAGCUCUUCACAACAUUUCCGAGUCUGUAUAUCUCCAAAAGCAUUGCAACAAAACACAAUGCAAGAAAUCCUCAUCGAAACUCCCACAAGUUGCGUUGAUUUCAAGCGUGAUUACCGUGACUAUAACACUGCUUGGUGCCGGCAUAUUGACCUUCUUUCGCUACAGAAGACGGAAGCAAAAGAUUAGUAACACACCUGAGUUUUCCGAGGGAAGACUGAGCACAGAUCUACAAAAAGAUUUCCGCGCAUCGCCUCUCGUGAGUCUUGCCUACACUAAAGAAUGGGAUCCGCUCGGCGAUAGCAGAAACGGAGCUGAGUUCUCACAAGAGCCUCAUCUCUUUGUUGUUAAUAGUAGCUUCAGGUUUAACUUAGAAGACAUUGAAUCAGCAACGCAAUGCUUCUCAGAAGCUAACUUACUAAGCCGAAACAGCUUCACCUCGGUGUUCAAAGGAGUCCUUAGAGAUGGUUCUCCGGUAGCUAUCAGAAGCAUCAACAUAAGCAGUUGCAAGAACGAAGAAGUCGAAUUCAUGAACGGUUUAAAGCUUUUAUCUUCGCUGUCACAUGAAAACUUAAUGAAGCUACGCGGAUUCUGCUGUUCUAGAGGCAGAGGAGAGUGUUUCCUCAUCUAUGAUUUUGCUUCAAAAGGAAAGCUCUCGAAUUUUCUUGAUAUACAAGAACAUGAAACGAAUCAGGUUCUUGAUUGGCCCGCAAGAAUCUCCAUCAUCAAAGGGAUUGCAAAAGGUAUUGCUUACUUACAUGGAAGUGAUCAACAGAAGAAGCCUACAAUAGUUCAUCGAAACAUCUCUGUCGAGAAAAUCCUACUCGAUGAGCAAUUCAACCCUUUGAUCGCUGAUUCGGGUCUUCACAACCUUCUAGCAGACGAUAUGGUCUUCUCAGCACUCAAAACAAGUGCAGCAAUGGGAUAUUUAGCUCCAGAAUAUGUCACAACCGGAAAAUUCACCGAGAAAACCGACAUUUUUGCCUUUGGAGUCAUCAUUCUCCAGAUACUCUCUGGCAAGCUCAUGCUUACUAGCUCACUGAGAAUUGCAGCUGAGAAUGGAGAACAUAGCGGGUUCAUCGAUGAAUAUCUUCGUGAAGAGUUCGAUAAACCAGAGGCGAUUGCAAUGGCGAGGAUCGGGAUAAGCUGUACACAGGAGAUUCCAAACAAUAGGCCUAAUAUAGAGACAUUGCUUGAGGAUAUAAACUGUAUGAAGAGUGAAUGAGUCUGUUUUGAUUAGUAACUCUGUUUCAACAUUGUGCAAGUAUGAUUCUCCGGUUAAGCAGUAUCACACCAAUUGGUUUUCUU
Molecule: messenger RNA, 2559 nt
Organism: Arabidopsis lyrata subsp. lyrata
Lineage: Eukaryota; Viridiplantae; Streptophyta; Magnoliopsida; Brassicales; Brassicaceae
Product: probable leucine-rich repeat receptor-like protein kinase At5g63930
Exons: 4
Coding region: 413-2476 (687 amino acids)
Biological process (GO): protein phosphorylation
Cellular component (GO): membrane
Molecular function (GO): protein kinase activity; protein binding; ATP binding
Source: RefSeq, a predicted model, not a curated record